This is a messenger RNA of Neoarthrinium moseri, 3390 nucleotides long. RefSeq lists its product as uncharacterized. The record is from RefSeq and is a predicted model, not a curated record. Bases 1 to 3390 code for a protein of 1129 amino acids. Gene Ontology annotation, biological process: regulation of transcription by RNA polymerase II. Lineage: Eukaryota; Fungi; Ascomycota; Sordariomycetes; Amphisphaeriales; Apiosporaceae. Gene Ontology annotation, cellular component: Rpd3S complex. The transcript is spliced from 6 exons.
AUGAUGCCUUCCACCUCAAAGUCCGGACGCUCGCGCUUCUCGAGCCCGCUGCACCUCUCGAGCUCUCCCUCAAGCCACAACAAGGGCGUCACCACCGAAGGACAAAGGAAGUUUCUGCAGCGCUGGCUGGAACCCCCGGUGCAGGUCAAGCCCAGCUAUCAGGAGGCGGGACUGGUGCGCUCGGGCGUGGUCGAGAACAUGGCACCCUUGGGAACGCUGCCGAAAGCUGUCAAGAGACAGCCAGGGACGCCGAGCGAGGGAACACCGGCUCCUGCGGUGAGGCGGAUUGUUGUCAAGAAGUCGGCUACGAGGGUGACGCCUGUCGAGGCUGAGGAGGGCAUGCCCUAUCUUGCCGCAGCCUCAGAGUCGCCAGGCAGGGAGCUGAUGUCCUCCCCGACGCGUCCGGUUUUCCCUGUGAAUGGACUGGACGACGACGAGGAUGAGGAUUACACGCCCAUGCCAAAGAAGCCUGCAAAGGGUCGUCGCUCGUCACUUGCUGGGAGUGCCAGUGGGAGCGCGCGUCCUGUCCGCGCUGGUCGCCGCAGCACCGCAGCCCGCCAAAAAAGCCCUUCACCCUCCCCCACCAUCACCACCACAACAAACGACAACACGAACACGAGUAAUAUUCACAACUUGGAAUUACCCGUACCUGCACGGGCAUCUACUCCCACACCCACUCCCGCACGCGCUCCCGCACCCUCACGGCAGGAACCACGCUCUCGCACCAUGCCCAAGUUCAAGGCACCCCUCUCGUGCCAGAGAGAGCCCGACGACCCCGAGCUGGUUGAUCGGGCCGUGGAAGCUUCUGUUGACGAGGCCCUUCGUCACUUUCGCUACCCUACUGCUUGGGCCCUGAGGCUCCUCUACGAUGAGAACUCAUCUAACCCGCACUUUGUCUCGAUGAUCGAGGACAUAUUCAAUCAGAGAGCAGAUGAUGAGGCGCUGCACGAGUUUAGUAGGCUCGUCUCGGCCCGAAAACGUGAGGGCAAGGUCGAGGACAAAGGCUACGAAUACUUUGUUCCCCCCACCACCAAUGCUCGUCAGAGUCCCUACCAGCCCAGGCCUGCGCCGUACGCGGAUCUGCUCACUAUGGACCUCACUCCUGCCAAGGACCGGGGCGAAGACGUCGACCAGCACGUGGCCAAGAGGCAGAGGCUGGAGGACAACAACCAGACGCCCACCCCGACAGGUCCUGCCGAGGGCAGCGGCGCAGGCGCAAACGGCAUCAGCGGCAUGAACGGCACGGGCAGCGGCGCCGGCACGGACGGGCUCAAGGUGCAGCGAUCGCCGCACAAGUCACCUCACAAGUCACCUCACAAGUCACCGCACAAGCCGGCCCACAAGUCGCCUCACAAAUCACCGCACAAGUCCCCUGGCAAAGGCAAGGGGCGACGACGGCACGGAUCGGUCAGCAGCGACUCGUCACUCUCUAGCGUGCCUGACGACGUCCUAGAUGACUACGAUGAAUUUAUGGACCAGGAGCUGGGCGUUUCGCGCCCUAGUACUGCCGAGCCAAAUAAUGCGCCAACCCCGGCCCCCUCGUUCCAGCCAAUCAACGCCCGCCAGAAGAAACCCGCGUCCAAAAAGAAGAAUGCGUCGCCCAAACCUGGCUCAUCCCAGAACACCACCACCCAUCCUUUGCCCGCGCAGGACCCGGACAUGCCAGCCGCCAUCGCGGUCAACGGCGCAUCUCAUCAACGCAACAGCCACACGCCAUCGGCGUCAUCCAAGUCGGCCGGCCAGUCUGCUGCUGACUUCGCCAGCCUCGACAGUCUCAUUGAGAGAAAGGCAAGAGCCCGCCUCGAGACGCAGCGCAAGACCAAGGGGCACGUUGUCGAGAGUUUCAGUCGUGAUCCUCUCGGUUCGGACCCGCUGGACGACGAGGUGCCGACCCUGGCGCCCGUCGAGUCAGCCCGUUCUACUCGGACCCCGGCGCCGCCUUUGUCCCUGCGAGCAGCCAGGGCGGCGAAGCGGAAUAAUGAAAAUGUGGAUGAGUCCGUCUCGCCCACGACCGCGUCCCUCAGGGCAGACUUUGAGCCACCCUCCUCUGCACGCAGCUCGAGGGCGGCGACGCCAUCGAACCUGCGUGCGACAAAGAAGCCGCGGACCGGCUUGCGUGUCAAGACCUCGCCGAUGAAGAAGAAGGGGACAUCUGCGGGAAUUCCUCGUCCUAGCGGAGAGCGUCCCAGCCCUGUGUUCAACGGGACUUCACAUGACAAGGACGAUAAUGACGAUUCUUGCUAUACCUGCGGCGGUAGCGGUGAGCUCGUUUGCUGCGAUGGAUGCAAUUACUCGUUCCAUUUUCUCUGCAUCGAUCCUCCUAUGGACGAGAAUGUCAUGCCAGAUGACUGGUUCUGCAAUGAAUGCAUGCACAAGUACUUCCCGGCCACGUUCACAGGCCACAGAGGUGCGUUUGGAACAUUGCUAGAUGCCCUCGACAAGAAGAAUCCUCGAGCCUUCCGCUUGCCGGUGAACAUACGCGAGCACUUUGAGGGCGUGAAGACUGGCCCAGAGGGUGAGUACGAGGAGACGACCAGCACAAAACCCAAGGCCAACAAGAAGGGCUAUGAGGAGACGUUUGACUUCUUCAAGGUCCGCAGUACCGAGGGCAAUGCUGUGCUCUGCUUCAAAUGCCACCAAGGCGUCACUUCCAGCAGGCCGAUUAUUCCCUGUUCCGUCUGUGGGCUGAACUGGCAUCUGGAGUGCUUAGACCCGCCCUUGGCAGUGCCUCCCGUUCUUCGCAACUGGCGGUGUCCCUGUCACGUUGAGGAUGCCUUCAUGGCCAACCUCGCUCCUGCGCACAAGUACCGCAAGGUCAAGAAUGCGCCGAUUAUCGAGCAGGCGUAUAGCCGUGGUAUGGCUAACAACGGCUGGAUCGAGAUCGAAGAGGAUGACGAGGAGGAGGAUGCAUCAGAGAACACGCAUAUGACCCGCAAGGAUUUUGGCCGUGUCUACAGGCUGCCCGAGAAGGGCAUCAAGCUGGACUUCAUCUCUCGUGUGCACCAGGAUCGAGCCAGAGCAGCACAGUCCCGCUCUUCCAACCCCGCUUUGUCGGUUGUACCUCGUGUCCACACCAUCGAGGAGCAACAGGCCGCCCUCAACCUGUCUUCCCUCGCUGGCAGCGGUAACGGCGUCAACCAGCUGGUUGGAGCUCUGAUCUCGGAAGCCACGCCAGCCGCUCUCUCGCUGAUGGCCCGAGGCGAUGCCACACGCAUAGCUGGUGGCGACCUGACUCAGCUUGACUCCGCCUCGCUCGAGGCCAUGCUCUCUCAGGCCGAAACGCUUCGUGCAGGUAUUGCCAAGAUUCUCCAGGGCCGGGAAGCCGGACCUACACCCCAACGUACGCCCAUGAAAGACGAGGCCGAAGACUCCGCUAUGCAGAUGGACUGA